AUGACAGAAUAUUCUCCGCCUUUACGUGACGGUGAGCUCACCACUAAUCAAAGCACUAAAGAUAAUAUAAGAAUAUUGAAUGAAUUAAUUGAUGCAUCAAAAGAUAUUCCAACAAAUACAUCCGGCUUAGGCCACAUUCAGCUUAGCAUUAAUGAAAUUAAAAAGCGAGCUCAGCAAUUGAGGUCCUCUGAUGGCUCAAAAUCUGAUUUAACAAAAGCUCAUUACCUUUUGGCUGGUGGUGGUUUAAGGGUAUCUGAUAUUAACUCAUCAGUAAAGAUUUUACAAUCAUCAAAUAUUCUGGAGCAAACAGUUUUAGAAAAUAACGACGGGGAAUUAGAUACAUAUCUAAAAUUAAAAAAAGAUGAAAAUGUCCUAUCUUCGAUCGAAUAUCUUUUGAUGGAAGCCUCUAACGAUUUUCAUAGUUUCUUAGCAUCCAACAUUAAAUUUAAAUUGAGUAGCCAAAAAUACGAUAUUUAUGAAAACUUUGGUAUAAACGUUAAUGAAAAGGAUAAGAUUAAAGAAGUUAUCCCAACUCUUGAACAACCUAUAUGGGGAUCGUCUGGUAAUAAUAUUUUGCAGAAUAAGGGACAUUCUAAAUUGAAUGUAAAUGAAAACUUCCUAAUUAGAGAAAAAUUCGAAAGAUAUGCUAAGAUUAUACAUCGAUUUAAUAAUGCUAGGCAGGCUAAUGAGCCCUUCUCUUUAGAUGAAGAAAUUAUCUCUAUGAUCACAACUUCUAAUGAUUCUAAGAAUCGACAAAUAUUUGAAAGUUGGAAGAUUAUUAGCACUGUUAAGGGAUCUGAUGACAUUGUACGCAGUGGUAAGAAUUAUUUAGAGAAACAAUUUUUAGAUUAUGUGAAUACCUUAUACUCUAGAAAUUUAUCGGAAGGACUGCCUACUAAUACGAAUAAAAUUAAAUCGUUUAUUGACAUUAAACUAAAAAAUAACAAUACCAACACAUGGAAGUUUCCAAAUAUGACUAUUGUUAACGGUGUUCCAAUUUGGGCACUUAUAUUCUACUUAUUAAGAGCUGGGUUGAAAGAAGAAGCAUUAGAGGUUGCCACAAAUAAUAAAGCUUGUUUCAAAAAAGUAGAAGGCUCAUUCUUGAAAUACAUAAGAGCAUAUGUUUCCUCAGAUAAUCAUAAAUUACCAGACCACUAUGCAUCUCAACUACAUAACGAGUACAACCAAUACAUUAAAUGUUCGUUAGAUGGUGAUCCAUACCGAUUAGCUGUCUAUAAAGUUAUCGGAAGAUGUGAUUUAACCAGAAAAAAUAUCUCUACUAUCACUUUAAAUAUUGAAGAUUGGCUAUGGAUCCAUUUUAUGCUUAUUAAAGAUAACAUAUCCGAUAAUGAGCCUAUAUACGAGAAAUAUUCUCUGGAAGAUUUCCAGAAUAUCAUAUUGUCCUACGGUACCAAGAAUUUGAAUAAUUUUUAUUUUCAAUCAUUACUACUUUCUGGCCUUUAUGAAUCUGCUAUUGAAUAUAUGUAUACAAUAAGUGAAAUUGAUGCAGUGCAUCUGGCUCUUGGAUUAGUCAAUCAUGGAUUAUUAAAAACUCACCAACCCUCAAAUAAGGUUUCUGAUGACAACAUCAUAUCCAAUUCUUCUAAAAGUGUGUUUAGUUUUUCAAAGAUAUUAGGAAACUACAUUCAUUCAUUUAAAUAUUCAGACCCUCGAAUUGCUGCUGAAUACCUUAUUCUACUUGCCCUAGAUGAUACUGCUAAUCCAAUCAGUGUUUGCCAUGAAGCUAUCAUUGAAUUAAUAUUAGAUUCUAGAGAAUUUACUAUUUUGCUGGGUAAAAUAAAUAGAGAUGGUACAAGAAUUCCAGGUAUUUUAGAAGAGAGAAAACCACUGCUCUACUUAAGAGAUAAAGAGAACUUUUUGCAUUCAAUUACAGAACCAGCGGCUAGAAGGGCAGAUGAGGGUGGCAGAAUUCAUGAUAGCUUACUACUCUAUCAAUUAUCUGAAGAAUAUGACAUUGUUGUGGAGUCUGUUAACAAGUUACUAAGUGACAUGCUAAGCAAUACUGGAUUAAACAAACCUUUAGUCACAGAGAAUUCUAACCCCAAUACUAAUCCUAUAUUAUUGGCUCAGAGACUAUUGUCCAUGUAUAGUGACAAUUUGGAAAUCUCAAAAAAGGUUCAUUAUAAAAAUAAAGAGACUUGUAUUCUACUAUUACGUCUAGCUGAUGCAAGAAAAUUAUUUCUUUUUAGACAGUGGCAGAAUUGUUUAAGUCAUGUAGAAGAAAUGGAUUUAUUACCAUUUGGAGAUGCGUUAUCUGCUAGAACAAAAGCUCAAGAAUUUUUAAAUCUAGAUAAUAACAUUAUUAAAAAUAUUCCGGUAUUACUAAUAAUGGUAAUGAAAUGCAUUUCUGCCUUGAUUGAAAAAAUAGAUAACAGCGAUUAUCAAUCAUCUGCGAAAAAACAACAAAUAGUAGCUUUAAAAAACAUUGCAAGAAAUUGCAUUGUUUAUGCGGGUAUUAUUCAAUACAGAAUGCCCAGAGAGGUCUACUCAACAUUAAUAAAAAUCGAGAGUAGUUUAUAA
Henningerozyma blattae CBS 6284 is the source of this 2541-nucleotide messenger RNA. It is a transcript of the gene NIC96, whose product is annotated as linker nucleoporin NIC96. The transcript has a single exon. Gene Ontology annotation, biological process: protein import into nucleus; poly(A)+ mRNA export from nucleus. Lineage: Eukaryota; Fungi; Ascomycota; Saccharomycetes; Saccharomycetales; Saccharomycetaceae. Gene Ontology annotation, molecular function: structural constituent of nuclear pore. Bases 1 to 2541 code for a protein of 846 amino acids. The record is from RefSeq and is a predicted model, not a curated record. Gene Ontology annotation, cellular component: nuclear pore.